AUGUACAUUGACCGACGGUUUGACGAAUUCACUUCGGGCCUGGAUAAUUUUAUGGCCGUGGCGGAGGCAAACAAACAUGGUGGAUUCAUGUAUUGUCCAUGUGUGGACUGCAAGAAUACCGUAAAUUACGCUCACUCGAGUCUCAUUCACAGUCACCUUCUACGAUCCGGUUUCAUGCCCAGUUACUAUUGUUGGACCAAGCACGGAGAAAGAGGGGUUAUGAUGGAAGACAAUGAAGAAGAGGAAGAGGAUGAUGACGGUUAUCCCAAUUUCCCUGAAUACGAUGAUAUUGCAGAAGGCAAUGAAGACAAUGAAGUAGAAGAUCAAGAGGCACCAGAUGAGCCUGCUGAUGAUGAUCUUGGCCGGGCCAUUGCUGAUGCAAGGAGAGAAUGUGAAACUGAAAAGGAAAGGUUGGCCUUCGACAAGAUGAUAGAAGAUCACAACAAAUUGUUAUACCCAACUUGCGAAGAUGGCCAUAAAAAGCUAGGCAGCACACUGGAAUUGUUGCAAUGGAAGGCGGAGAACGGUGUCACUGACUCAGGAUUUGGAAAGUUGCUGACAAUAAUUAAGAGGAAGCUUCCAAGGGGUAACGAAUUGCCCUCCAGUACGUACGAAGCGAAGAAGAUUGUCUGCCCUCUAGGAUUAGAUGUGCAAAAGAUACAUGCAUGCAUUAAUGACUGCAUCCUCUACCGCGGUGAGUACGAGAAUUUGGAUGCAUGUCCGGUGUGCACUGCAUGGCGGUAUAAGAUCAGACGAGAUGACCCUGGUGAUGUUGAGGGCGAGCGCCCCAGGAAGAGGGUUCCUGCCAAGGUUAUGUGGUAUGCUCCUAUAAUACCACGGCUGAAACGCUUGUUCAGAAAUAAAGAGCAUGCUAGGUUGUUGCGAUGGCACAAAGAAGACCGUAAGAAAGACGUGAUGUUGAGGCACCCUGUUGAUGGCUCCCAAUGGAGAAAAAUCGAUAGAGAGUUCCCAAACUUUGCACAGGAUGCAAGGAACUUACGGUUUGGUCUAAGUACAGAUGGCAUGAAUCCUUUUGGAGAGCAGAGCUGCAGCCAUAGCACCUGGCCUGUGACUCUUUGUAUAUAUAACCUUCCUCCUUGGUUGUGCAUGAAGCGGAAGUUCAUUAUGAUGCCAGUGCUCAUACAAGGCCCGAAGCAACCCGGGAACGACAUUGAUGUGUACCUGAAGCCAUUAGUUGAAGAACUUCUACAGCUGUGGUCCCUAGCAGGUGUACGUGUGUGGGACGAGCACAAGCAAGAGGAAUUUGACCUAAGAGCGCUGCUUUUCGUAACCAUCAAUGACUGGCCUGCUCUUGGUAACAUUUCAGGACAGUCAAACAAGGGAUACAAUGCAUGCACGCACUGUUUACAUGAGCUCGAAGGUGAUUAUUUGGAAAAAUGUAAGAAGGUCGUGUACCUGGGGCAUCGUCAAUUUCUUUGGCUUACCCAUCCCGUAAGAAAGAAAGGCAAGCAUUACAACGGUGAGGCUGAUCACCGGAGGAAGCCUCUCCAUCGUGAUGGUGUUGAUAUAUUUGGUAUGGUCAAGGAUCUAGAUGUAAUAUUUGGAAAGGGUCCUGGCGGACGGUCUGUUCCGAAUGACGAUGCAGGACACGCGCCCAUGUGGAAGAAGAAAUCUAUAUUUUGGGAUCUACCCUAUUGGGAAGUCUUAGAGAGAGUUAAAGGACGUCAUUACUCCAGCUACGCUCUUACAAAAGCAGAGAAGGAAAUAUUUUUUGAAUGUCUGAGCAGUAUCAAGGUCCCGUCUGGCUUCUCCUCUAAUAUAAAGGGAAUAAUAAAUAUGGAGAAGAAAACAUUCCAGAACCUGAAGUCUCAUGAUUGUCACGUGAUAAUGACACAGUUGCUUCCGAUUGCAUUGAGGGGGCUUCUACCGCCUAGGCCAGAAGGAAGCAUCUCCAAGGGCUAUGGAACAGAGGAGUUCAUUGAAUUCUGUGUUGACUUUAUUCCUGACCUUAAGCCGAUUGGUGUUCCUGAAUCGCGGCAUGAAGGGAGACUAAGUGGAAAAGGCACGCUAGGAAGGAAAUCAAUGAUAUGUAGGGACGAGAUUUCUUUGACUCAAGCACACUACACAGUUCUACAAAGUUCCACCUUGGUGGCUCCGUAUAUCGGUGACCACAAGAACUUUCUACGCUCCCAGAACCCGGGGCAGCUGAACGAUUGGAUUAGACGUGAACACAUGUCGAAUUUCGGCGGUUGGUUGCAAAAACAUCUCCUGAAUAACAAAGAUAUUGAAGAUCAGUUGUACUUGCUGGCCCAGACAUCAUCUUCGACUGUAGUGACUUUCCAAGGGUACGAGAUAAAUGGGAAUACAUUUUACACGAUCGCCCAAGAUAAAAAGAGCACCAACCAAAACAGUGGUGUCCGAUUUGAUGCAAUAAUGAAUGAAGGCCCAAAUGACACAUAUUAUGGUUACAUAGAGGAUAUAUGGGAACUUGACUAUGGACCUUCUUUUAAGGUCCCUUUGUUUAGGUGCAAAUGGGUCAACAAAACAGGAGGCGGGGUUCAGGUAGAUAAGUUGUAUGGAAUGACAACAGUGGAUCUCAACAAUCUUGGGUAUAGAGACGAACCAUUCGUCCUAGCCAAGGAUGUGGCCCAGGUUUUCUAUGUGAAGGAUAUGUCUACCAAACCAAGAAAAAGGAAACAUAAGGAAACAAAUACAUCAAACGAUGAGCCAAAGCGCCACAUAGUUCUUUCUGGAAAAAGAAACAUCGUGGGAGUGGAGGACAAGACAGACAUGUCAGAAGAUUAUAAUCAGUUUGAUGAAAUUCCACCCUUCAGAGUGAACAUUGAUCCAAGCAUCAAGUUAAAUGAUGAAGAUGCUCCAUGGUUACGGCCGAAGAAGAUUAAAUGAUGAAGAUGCUCCAUC
This is a messenger RNA of Lolium perenne, 2883 nucleotides long. NCBI's taxonomy places the organism in Eukaryota, Viridiplantae, Streptophyta, Magnoliopsida, Poales, Poaceae. The record is from RefSeq and is a predicted model, not a curated record.